GCUGUGAGUGUUCUAUGAGUCAUUUAGGGAAUUCUCCUCUUCCCAUCGUGCCUUGGGCUACGGGCCUCGGCGUGAACCCGGAAGUUCCGGGAGCAGUUCCGGGUGCCAGCGAGUCUUCUGACUGGAGCUAUGGCUGCUCUCUGCCUCUUCGACGUGGAUGGGACCCUGACUGCCCCGCGGCAGAAAAUUACAAAAGAAAUGGAUGGCUUUCUACAAAAAUUGAGGCAGAAGACCAAAAUUGGAGUGGUAGGUGGGUCAGAUUUUGAGAAAGUGCAAGAGCAACUGGGAAGUGAUGUGGUUGAGAAAUACGAUUAUGUGUUUCCAGAGAAUGGCCUGGUAGCAUACAAAGAUGGGAAGCUUUUGUGUAAACAGAGUAUUCAAGGUCAUCUGGGGGAGGCAGUGAUCCAAGACCUGAUCAACUACUGUCUGAGCUACAUUGCAAAAAUUAAACUCCCUAAGAAAAGGGGAACUUUCAUUGAAUUCCGAAAUGGCAUGUUGAACGUGUCCCCUAUUGGGAGAAGCUGCAGCCAAGAAGAACGAAUUGAGUUCUACGAACUUGAUAAAAAAGAAAAUAUACGACAGAAAUUCGUCGAGGACCUGAGGAAGGAAUUUGCAGGGAAAGGCCUCACAUUCUCCAUAGGGGGCCAAAUCAGCUUUGACGUCUUUCCUGAUGGGUGGGACAAGCGGUAUUGCCUGAGACACCUAGAACAUGAUGGUUACAAGACCAUUUAUUUCUUUGGAGACAAGACUAUGCCGGGUGGCAAUGAUCAUGAGAUCUUCACAGACCCCAGAACUGUGGGCUACACAGUGACAGCACCCGAGGACACACGCAGGAUCUGUGAGGAGCUCUUCCCUUAACAGCAGAGGAGUGGGGCCCUGGCCAUCCAGACUGAAAGGUCACUCAGGGUCAGGGGCACUUAGGGCCAGAGCUGGAGUCCUCCUCACGUGCAUAUGGCCCUAGCCUGCACCAGGUGUUCUCAUGGUCCAAUCACAGGGACUAACAAUCAUCUCACGGGGCAUGCCAAUAGGCUGUGCCUCCACCUCCCUAGCACCACCAGCAGCCCCAAGGGAGUGGAAAGAACACAAUCAGGAAUGGCUGUGGCGGGUGUGGUGGCUCAUGCCUGGAAUCUGUACCCAGGAAGCUCGGAGGCCUGGCCCCUUACCCUUUGUGGAACUGAAGAUAUGAGUUUGGGGUUUUCUGGUGGUGGUGGGUCUAGAAGGGCUCUAUUUUGAGACAUGGUCUCACUAUUUGGCCCUGACUGCCUCAGAACCUGCAAUGUAGACCAGCCCGACCUAGAAUUCAGGGUCUUUGGCCUCUGCCUUACAAAUGCAGACUAAGUGCACCAACAUACCAGCCAAGGUUUCAUGGAAACCUGACAGCUGUCAGUAUCAUCCCACCAUCAAAAAGAGGGAUCUGAUGAUGGAAAAAAUACAAGGCAUCCAGUUACCCACCUGGGAAAGAACUGAAGACUUCCACAGUGCAUUCCCAGUCUGCGCUGAGGCUGGGGCAUGAACUAAAGCCAGUGUUCUGCCAGAGGGCUGAUGUUUCUGUCUUCAAGCCAGCUUCCUGUCUAUGAGCCACAGACCAUAGUUUGGCCUGCCUGACGGAUAGCGUCCAAGUGACCACUGAUGACAGUUUGCACCUCCCCUGGCCUUGCCAGCUCUAUUUGCUACAUUUCAGCAGGACUGCUCUCCUGUCAUCCAGCGAAGCCUGCAGGCCUCCUUACCCAGCUAACAGCCCAAUGGCCACAGCCACAGGAGCUGCGCUCCUUCAGCCUCUUCCUGGAGAGUGCCCAGGCCUCCUCCAGAACCUCAGGGAGAGUCUUCCAAGAACAUUUCCCAGGCCACUUUUCAGCGCCUAGUAAACGGUUCUGCAGCCCGGUUCCUUCUUGGGAGCCCCUGCUGCCCUUUCCUGCCUUCAGCCACCAUGUGCUCCCACUGCCCUGCCUUUGACUGCCCGCACUGGCGCCUGCUGCUGACCCCUUUACCUCUGUCCACCCCCAUGGGAGAGUGCCAGGACCUCCACCUCGUGGCAUCCUCCUUAGAUUUUAUGGUAGUGCUGUGACCACUUGCCCAGGGAAACACAUUAAAGGGACUGCAUCCUUCCUCACUUCUUGAUCUGGUCACUCUAACUCUGGUGUCCAGUGGCUUCUUCUCCAGUCCUCAGAGAACUAAACACCUUGAGUCCUGAAAGCUCUUCUGGUCCUCUGGUGAUGUGGAGCCUCUAGCUGUCCUGGCUGCUGUAGUUCCAGCUGGCCCAGAGGCUGUGAUCUACCCGCAGGUCCCAUGCUGCCCUCAGGUGGGGGACUCCAGGCUUUAUCAGUUCCUACAGUGGCUGUCACAGACCCCCAGUCUGCAUUCAGACUUCCCACCUAAUAAAGGGCCUCUGCUCUCCAGACAUCGCACUGCUGUAGAAUGAUAGUGGUUAAGUCACACGUGUGGCCUGGCUGGAGGAGCAGGGCCUGUAGUGUGGCGAGUGGCUGUCCAGGGACCAGCAGUUCUAGACAGCUGUAACUCAAGGCAAGCCCUGGCCUCAGUUUCUUAUCUGUCAGUUCAGUCCUACCAAGUGGGGAUAGCCAAGGACUUCAGGAAAGCAGGAAGUUAGGUAGACAGCAUCACAAGAGGCAGAGGCUGCACCUAAGCAUCCUAGGGCUGCUCAGAAAGAAUCACUUCUGCACAGGCUGCCUGUCCAGGACACCUCAGGAAAGCCUGAACUAACAAGUUUACCAGAAUACUUGGUUCUCAUGUAGGGGCGCUGCGUGGCCCUACAAGGUGUCCCCAACCAUGUCUGGAUGGGAAGAAAGGCACUGAGGGGCAGCUUGAAAUAUGUUCCUUCCUAGGCAGUGCAGCAAUGAAUCACUUCCUCUUUACCCCAGGCUAGGUACACGUACACAGCACACCGGUCAAUUUGGAGAAACCCAGGCUGAUUUAUUGUAGUCACCUCAUCUGUAGCCUCUCCCUGAACAGGCUUGCUGGGCAUUUCCCCAACCACUGGGAGAAUAACCCAUUCAUCAAAAUUCCUGUCCCUUGGUAAAACCACCUGGGCAGUCAUUACCCUAUCAGCGACCUGCUACUCCUCCUCCCCCACAAAGGCAGGUGGCCUUCCUGUUGCCCUUCUGAGCCACUGGACCUAUAUGAGGGACAACCCCAUCUCCAUCUCCAGUUCUCCACAAGGUCCCCGGGGAGCCGCAACACCCACUUUAGACAUCUACAGCAGGAACCCCAGGACCCUUCUCACAUUUACAUGGCAUUCAAAUGCCACCACAGAAAUGAGCCCCAUUCCAGACCUAGCUUCCUCUGUUGGCUAAUGAGGGGACACCCCCAUCCGUUAGAAACCUGCUGCAGAGAUGUCAUUUGCUUGGGAGGCGCCCUGACCUAGUGGGCCGCCUUCCAUGUUCACACAGGCACAAGCGUGCACACACAGCCUCUUGUCGCCUCAUUUUGUUGCACAAAACAAACUUUAUUGAGAAAGAGGUGGCUGAGGGGGUCAAACGUCUGUAUUUGGGAAUCUGUUCUUUCCUGCCUGGUCACUAGCACUGUGUCCUUCUGAUCUGUUGACACUCCUGUCUGAAGAGUCUUUUCUGAUACCAAUACCCUGCAGUUCCAGAACAGCCCAGAGGCUGAAGUGAUGUGGCCGUACAGAAAAAGCGCUUCACAAAGAGUUCUGUGGGGCAAAAGAAUCCAGAGGCCAUCCUGCCAGCAGAAGUGGCUGGCAGCUCAGUUGGUGGCAGGGCCCGCUAGCAGGCCAACCGUGGGCCACCGAAGCUGUAUUGAUGGCUAGGAACAAUGGGGUGACAGAGAAGGCUGUCCAGUCUCAGGGAGCCUUCCUGGGUCCUGGCAGAGUGGCUUUGGAAGUCUGUUCCUUGGCCAGCAGAGGCACCUCAAGAGAGGCUCUAGGCAGUCAGCCAAGCCUGGAGGGGACAAAGCCACCUUU
Messenger RNA from Myodes glareolus (Bank vole), 3934 nucleotides. It is a transcript of the gene Pmm2, whose product is annotated as phosphomannomutase 2. Lineage: Eukaryota; Metazoa; Chordata; Mammalia; Rodentia; Cricetidae. Gene Ontology annotation, molecular function: phosphomannomutase activity. Gene Ontology annotation, biological process: protein N-linked glycosylation; GDP-mannose biosynthetic process; mannose metabolic process. Gene Ontology annotation, cellular component: cytosol. The record is from RefSeq and is a predicted model, not a curated record.